AUGGGAAGGUCCCCUUGCUGUGAUAAAGUGGGUUUGAAGAAAGGGCCAUGGACACCUGAAGAGGACCAAAAGCUUCUUGCUUAUAUUCAAGAACACGGCCAUGGCAGCUGGAGAGCCCUUCCUCCUAAAGCCGGGCUUCAGAGAUGUGGGAAAAGCUGCAGACUGAGAUGGACAAAUUAUCUGAGGCCAGACAUUAAGAGGGGAGAGUUUAGCUUGCAAGAACAACAGACUAUCAUCCAGCUUCAUGCACUUCUUGGAAAUAGGUGGUCAGCCAUUGCAAGUCACCUCCCGAAAAGAACAGACAACGAGAUAAAGAACUACUGGAACACCCACCUGAAGAAGCGGCUGACCAAAAUGGGCAUAGACCCAACCACCCACAGGCCCAAGAGCCACUCCUUAGGCUGGGCCCAGCCCAAAGACAUCGCCAACCUCAGCCACAUGGCCCAAUGGGAGACGGCCCGUCUCGAGGCCGAGGCCCGCAUUGUACGCGAGUCCAAACUCAUCUCCAACUCCAUCAUGACCCAAACCUCCACCCAUGGCCCACCACACUCCCGCCCACCAUGCUUGGACAUCCUCAAGGUGUGGCAAGCCACCAGGGGCAAAACGGGCAUUCUACAAUUCUUCUCCGGACCUCCAAACCAGCUGGAGUCCCCGACAUCCAUACUCAGCUUCCCUAACGGGCUGCAGCCCGCCCAUGAGACUGGGCCUGAGCCCAUUAUCGGGAAUUUGGUCAACGAGGUCUCGGGAGUUGUGCCCGAUAAUACUUCGCCGAUCGAUUGGCUUCCGAGUUUUUUGGAGGGGUUUGCUGACGGGCCGGCUGAGAACGCGGUUUAUAUGGAAGAUAGUUACAAGAUUAAUUACUGGAGUAAUAUCCUUAACGCCGUCAACUCGCCCAUUGAUUCGUCCGUGUUUUAA
Striga asiatica is the source of this 915-nucleotide messenger RNA. The record is from the annotation of a GenBank genome assembly. Lineage: Eukaryota; Viridiplantae; Streptophyta; Magnoliopsida; Lamiales; Orobanchaceae.